Molecule: messenger RNA, 1506 nt
Organism: Arabidopsis lyrata subsp. lyrata
Lineage: Eukaryota; Viridiplantae; Streptophyta; Magnoliopsida; Brassicales; Brassicaceae
Product: F-box protein At1g11810
Exons: 1
Coding region: 153-1349 (398 amino acids)
Molecular function (GO): protein binding
Source: RefSeq, a predicted model, not a curated record
UAUAAAAACAUUUAUUGCCAAAUUUGAAAAGAUUUCUUUGAGGAAUACCCUUAAAUCGUAAACUAUCACAUUUGUCUACCUAUAUUCACAUUAAACCAAAAAAAAAAAAAAAACCCUAAUUGCAGCCUUGGUUUUUCUGAAGUUUUAGAGAAAUGACGACGACGAUGUCAAAUCUUCCAGAGGUUUUGGUAGAAGAGAUUAUCUCCAGGGUUCCCAUUACAUCUCUUGGAUCAUUCCGAUCAAGCUGUAAAAAAUGGGAGGCUUUAUCGAAAACCCAUCUUUUAGGUGGUAAAGCAGCAGAAGUAACCACAAGGAAGCAGUUACUAGGGUUUAUCCUAGUUGAUGACAAGAUCUGUUCGAUGAAACUCGAUCUACAUGGAAUCACCAAAGACGGCGAUGACUUUGUUGACACAUCAGUGAAUCAAGUAAGUGCACUUGAUCUUGAUGAAUUGUCGAUAUCUCAAAUCUUUCACUGCGACGGCUUAUUGCUAUGCGUCUUCAGCAAGAGGCUCAUGGUGUGUAACAUGUACUUGGGACAAACGAGGUUUAUCAAACCCCGUCGCUUGUUCGAGAGAUUCGAUAAAUCAGGCGUGUAUGCUUUCGGAUAUGAUGAUAGCAGCAAAAACCGUAACCACAAAAUCUUGAGAAACAAGUCUGUUGGUGGUGGUUACGAAAUCUAUAAUUUCAGAUCCGAUUCAUGGAAGGUUCUUAAUGUUGAUCUCGAAGAAGAUACACAGCUUGAUCAACAAGGAAGCUUGUCUUUGAAGGGAAAUGCUUACUUUUUGGUGACAAAGACAUUUGAAGAGACACUUGAAGUAGGAGAAGACUUAGAAGAAGCGAUGGUAUCAGAAGAGACUGAAGAAUUUUUACUCUGUUUUGACUUCACAACAGAGAGAUUUGGACAGCUUCUGUCUCUGCCGUUUCACUCUGAAGUUGAUGAUGACGGAGUUCGAGAAGACAAUGUGGUUUUAUCUUGUGUUAGAGAUGAGCAGCUUGCCGUGUUACAUCAAAGUGACACGACAAUAGGUAUUUGGAUUUCCACUGAGAUCGAGCCCAAUGCGGUGUCGUGGAGAGAGUUUUUGGAAGUGGACUUGACGACGGUUGAUGGUUUUCCGGAUGACUUCAAAGCUGGGAGCUUCUUCGUUGACGAGGAGAAGCAAGUCGCCGUAGUUUUUGAUCAAGAGACCGAGGCCGGUGGCAACCACACAGCUUGCAUCAUUGGAAAAGAUGGAUACUUCAACUCUGUGAAUGUUGGAGAUAUUCCGCCCCCAUACUUCACUUCUUAUGUUCCAAGCUUAGUGUCAUUGCAAAUCAAGAAGAAGGGCAAAAGAAAAGCAAGAGAUUAUUAGAUGGUUUCAUUUGCAAUACUUUAUUUGUUUCUAUCACCCAUUUGUUUCAGUCAUUUACUUUCUUCUCCUUUUGAACAAGAGUACUAAAGAAUUCUGUUUUUGCAUGUUCCAUCUUCUUUCUGAUUUCUGCCUCAUUACUUACUUGUUUCUGUGAUCA